CGCUGAGACCACUCUGGUAGGGACAGCCCUUCACAUGCUUCACAUCUACCCAUUAUUUGCCACAAGUCGGGAUGGACAAAACGAACCAGGAACUUAGCCAGGAAUUCUACAUCCAUUUCAAUGCGGCGCAAUCUGAACUUGCGUCACGGGCCAACGAAUUGAACUUGGGUAGCACAGACUCGAAAGCACUACAGCAGCUAUCAACCGACUUCGCUAAAUUGAGGAAGGAAUUAACGGACGCCACGAGCUUCCUGCCAAGUUAUGAUCAGAGACAAUGUGAACUGCGACUAAAGGAAGUCGAGGGGUCCCUAGAGAAACUCAGGACAGCCGCUGCACCGAAGCCGAAGUUCGCGUUUAAGCGCAAAGCGAAGACAUCUACUACAUCUCCAUCGCCAUCGUCUACCUCGUCCGCCUCGAAAGUUGCGCCCAUUACUUCAGCACUGGUAGAUGUCUCAUCAAGCACUCCCUCAAGCUUCGCUGGCGUGACACUAUCUGGCCGUAGCCACGAGUUCCUCGACCUGUCCUCUCUCCCACCUGUGGUUUCCGCUACGGAUCUCAUCAUUUCUGAUCUGGACCACUGCGUGGUGUACAUGCUCUCAGAGACCCGUUCCAAGGAUGGCGUUGCGCGCGAUGUCAAGAUUACCGCUCUCCAUGCGCGUAAUAUCAGAAACAGUGUAUUGAUCAUGCCCGUCAUCGACGGUAGCGCACUGCUCCACGAUCUCUCGAGAUGCGUCCUUGCUCUCGGCUGUCAUCAGUAUCGCAUGCAUAGUUCGACGCAGACGGACGUCUACAUAUCCCUUGCAUCUAAUCCGAUCAUUGAGCACUGCAAAGGGAUCCGAUUCACCAAGUAUCCUCGAUAUCUUCACAGCGCCGGCGAUGAACUACCGAGUAACCUAGCGGUGCAAGAUUUCUCCCAUAUACGCCCCACUCCCUCGCCGAACUGGUCCAACCUUCCGGAAGGCUCUAUACCACCAGAGGAGAGCUGGCCAAAGCACGGAGACUCGGACAAUGUCGAGGUUGAUCGUGUCCUUCAAAGACUACUGCCGUCCAGCACAUAAUUUCCAUGGGUCCAGGUGCAUUGUGGCCCGGAAUCUUCGGUUGAGCUUCCGCAAUAGACAUGGCGAUGCAGGCGGCAUUGCAUUUCACGUUGCAGGGUCCGUGAGCGUC
Messenger RNA from Fomitopsis serialis, 1167 nucleotides. Its product is annotated as tubulin binding cofactor C-domain-containing protein. Gene Ontology annotation, molecular function: tubulin binding. Gene Ontology annotation, biological process: tubulin complex assembly; post-chaperonin tubulin folding pathway. The transcript is spliced from 5 exons. The coding region runs from base 72 to 1058 and encodes 328 amino acids. NCBI's taxonomy places the organism in Eukaryota, Fungi, Basidiomycota, Agaricomycetes, Polyporales, Fomitopsidaceae. The record is from RefSeq and is a predicted model, not a curated record. Gene Ontology annotation, cellular component: cytoplasm.